Molecule: messenger RNA, 9118 nt
Organism: Morone saxatilis (striped sea-bass)
Lineage: Eukaryota; Metazoa; Chordata; Actinopteri; Moronidae
Gene: prrc2b
Product: proline-rich coiled-coil 2B
Exons: 32
Coding region: 236-6850 (2204 amino acids)
Biological process (GO): cell differentiation
Source: RefSeq, a predicted model, not a curated record
UUCACACGGCGCUGUUCAUUUCCAGGCCGGGUAGGAUCCCAGCAACAACACUGCGAUCGGUUCAACCUACGAAGAUCGGGCUUUACAAUCGCCAUCCAUCCUUUGAUUAGACAACAGUUUGUGGAAAUAUAUCACUGUCAUUGAUCAGAAGGUACACUAAGUCGUUGAAUCGAAUCAGAAGGCACUGGGAAGAGGCGCAAAGAAAAAUUUCCAUACUCGAUGACAUUACAUCGCAAUGUCCGAUCGUUUGGGGCAAAUAACCAAGUCCAAGGAUGGGAAAAGCAAGUAUUCCUCACUCAGCCUAUUUGACAAGUACAAGGGAAAAUCAAUAGAAACUCAGAAAAACACAGUAGUUCCGCGACAUGGCUUGCAGAGUCUUGGCAAAGUGGCCACAGCCCGGCGCAUGCCCCCACCUGCUCACCUGCCGAGCUUGAAGUCCGAAAACAAAGGAAACGAUCCCAACGUGAUUAUUGUGCCUAAAGACGGUACAGGAUGGGCGAACAAGCAGGAACAACCCGAUCAAAAGAGUUCUAUUGCAUCAAUACCACAGCUGCCGGAGUUGCAGCCACAGCUGGCUUUACAGAAAUCUGUCUCCAAUCUUCAGAAGCCCUCACCGGUAGCCAACCAGGAGAACACAAACACAGGUGGACCAAAGCAAUGGGCCCAGCUAAAUGGAAAGGCAGUAGAGCAAGAUGGUUUAAGGGCCUCAAACCGACUUCAGCCCUUCUCUCACGAGGAAUUUCCCACGCUGAAGGCAGCUGGAGAACAGGACAGGGCUGGCAAGGAAAGAAGCGGCUUCGAUCCGUCGUAUGGGCCCGGACCAAGCCUCCGCCCCCAGAAUGUGACGAGCUGGAGGGAAGGUGGUGGCAGGAACCUUCAGCCCUCGUCCCUGACCCUCGGCCUGCCAGCAGAUCCUGAGGGUAAGAUCACUGCCCUGGGUGAGACUGGCACCCCUCCAGCCUCAUCUCACCCCUCCUCUGCCACCGGCACAACCUCUUCUAGUGUAGUGACUCCAGUGUCACCAGUCCUUGACCCAAAGGAGCCUUCCUUGCGACCCACCCAGCCUGUCCGUAGAACAACCGUCCCUACUGCCCUGCAGUAUCAGCUUCACCACACUUCGACUGCUGUCUACCAUGACAUGUUGCCCGCAUUUAUGUGCUCUAAAGAGACACGUGAAACCCCAGGUACAGAACAUGUUCCUACCACCGUUGCAGCCCCAGCCCGAUUUGACAGCAAACCCGCGUUUAGACAGAGCUACGCCAAACCUGAACUUCAAGUCAAUGGUGAUGUGAAAAGAGAGAACCGCUUUGUCCGUGCUGCACCUCGACUGUCUUCUCAGCCCAUCCGCAGGCCUGGUGAAAGACCACAACGCCCAGCCAUCAUUAAUCCAGAGGACCUGAAGGAUCUGGAUGAGCUUGACAAUGACUGCGAGGAUGGAUGGGCUGGACUGCAUGAGGAAGUUGAUUAUAGUGAGAAGCUCAAGUUCAGUGAUGACGAAGACGAACACGGUGAUAAAAACAAGAUGUGGACUGAAUGGGAGAGGGAGAGGGAGAGGGAGAUCCAGCGUGACUGCCAGUCCUCCCUAAGUUCAGGUGAGGUAUCUUACCCCCAGGAGGGCCCAGAGGAGAGUUAUUCUUACCACCAUCACGAACCUCCCAGGAAGACCAACGGCAGAUAUAUCUCUACGGACACCCCGGCCCAGCAGAAAAUCCAAGGUGAGCCGCUGACUGACCAGGAAGAUCACCAGCGCCAAUCUCAAACUCAAGGGCCAGCUAGGGCAAAAUAUGUAUCCCCUGAGCUGUCAGAGGCUGUUGAGAGGGCCCGCAGACGCAGGGAGGAGGAAGAGAGGCGUGCCCGUGAGGAACGAUUGGCUGCAUGUGCUGAAAAACUCAAAAAGCUGGAUGAGAAGUUUGGGAAGACAGAAAGGCAGAUGUCAAGGCCGGAGGAGGGCCUGAAAGAGGGAGAGGACAAAGAGGUUCCACUGUCCCCAAACAGGGAACAGAGUAAAGCCCACCAUGAGAACUGGCAGUACAGCACAAAAGAUGGAAGUGAGUGUCCCCCUGACAACUCCCCUGGUCAUAGUUACCGUGAGGAACCUAGCUUCUCCAACUACCGUGGCAGCGAGGAUGAUGUCCAGGAGCCCUCUUCCCCCUCAGGAGACCAGCAGCAGCAGCAGGAAGUAUACAAGAUGCAGCACUGGCAGCAGUCAGGUCACCCUCCCCCGUCUGGCUCAAGCCACGCCCAGCGGGGCUACUAUCCACCACAUGUCCUUGGGUUUGAUCCCCGCUGGAUGAUGAUGCCUCCUUUCAUGGAUCCCCGCAUGGCCCAAGGACGAUCUCCUGUAGACUACUACCCCAGUGCUGUCCACUCUUCAGCUGGUAUGAUGAAACCCAUGAUGCAUCAAGACCACUUGAACAGCCCUGGUUCCGAUGAGGGAUGCCAUCCCAACCUGCACCAGGAGAGAAGAGCCCCUUCCACUGAGCCUUACCCUAUGUGGAACCAAGAUGGCUACCCCUUGCGUAGCUUCACUCCACCCUACCAGAGGCAGCAUGAAAGCUCGGACAGUGGCCAGCAAGAUGACAGAAGUGAUGUGGCCUGCUCCCAACAGGACUCCUAUGAAGAGAGGGCCAAUGACUGCUUGACCCAUCCCCAAGAUGAUCUCCCCCAUCAUGCUUACCAGAGCCGAGGCCCAGACAGGGAACAUCAACACCAUGACCAAGGCUUGCUGACUACUGCUCAGAAUCAUGCAGAUAAUGAUUACCCAAAACAAGACUCUAGGGACAAGCAUCUGAAAGACAGCCCUGAAUCUCACAAUGAGACCUUAGAUAGUUCCAAGGACAAUUGGAAAAGAGAUGGAGGUCAGAAACAAGAUGGAGGAGUCAACAGCGCUCAAAGUCAGUGGUCUGAACCCAGUUCUAGUUCCAGUAGUAGUGUCAGCCAGCCAUCUGAGACCAGUGGGCGCACCUUGAUUCGCAGAACAGGGCCCAUCAAGAAACCAGUUCUCAAGGCUCUCAAAGUGGAAGACAAGGAGAAUGAAAAGCCUAAACCUGAGCCUGAGGAAAAGACCGUCCCUUACCGCCUGGAGAAAGAAGUCCUUACUAAUGUUUACGACUUGAAGAAAGAUAACCAGCCUGCCAGCAACAGGCGUUCAGCCUCACCUGUUGUUGAAAAACAGCCGGAAGAGAGGCAGCGUCAGUCACCAGCUCCCACUAAACCAGAGAGACCUCUGAGCACCCACAGUGAUGACUCUCCCAAGGAGAGCACCUGGGACAUUUGCAAGAGCCAGCCACCUCGAGAAAGCCAGGAAAACCGGGAGCCCCACGCACCACGGCGCAAUAACUGGAUCUUCAUUGAUGAAGAACAGGCCUUUGGUGCAGUCAGGGGAACAGGUAGAGGCCGCAGUCGAGGCUUUAGGGAAUUUGGCUCUAGAGGUGGAACCCGGGGUGGCCGAGGUGGAGACAAUCUCAGAGGGGCUUAUAACAACAACAACAACAGUGGUGCUCAGCGCAGAGGCCGGGCACCACCUAGGGAUCUUGUCAAGGUUGAAGAGUUCCAGCGGGGCAAACCCCGGAGGCGAAAUGUCAGUGAGACUUUGAGUGAAGCCUCUGAGUAUGAGGAACUGCCCAAGAGGCGCCGCCAGAAGGGAUCUGAAAAUGGAGAAGGUUACACAGAGUCUGGAGAGGUUCGUAAAGCUGAUAGAGACUCUUGGAGAUCCAACAAGGUGUACACAGAUGACCAGACAGCCCCAGAUUCCAGAGAAAAGGCCAAGGCCAGCAGAGGCUUCGGAGGUCGCAUACUGCCUCCCAGACUCAACACCACUGGAAGUUACAGUCGAAGCUUUGGGGGAACCAGGGACAUUUCUACAUGGAGAGGUCGUGGGCCACAGUUUAAUAGCAGUGGUGGCUCCAUGCAAGAAAAUGGUUAUGGUCCUGGAGCUGAGACUGCUUACACCCGCAGACCCCCUGUUGAACGUGAGACUCUCAAGUACCCUCCCAAAUUCACUGGCCCAUUCAUGGAAAAUGGCACAGAGGACCGUGAAGGAGAAUACUACUUUGACAAUGACAACCCUGACCGGCAGAUGUUGAGGAGACGGCGUCCACCCCGUCAAGACAAGCCCCCACGCUUCCGACGUCUACAACAAGAACGUGAACCUGGCUCCAACCAGUGGACAAGCGAGGAGUACGUAAAUGGAGACUUCGCAAACCCCUGGCCUGGACGCCCCAAAGGGACUGGGGAAGAGAACUGGCCCAGUGGCCACUACUCUGGUGGACGUUCUAGCCAACAUGGUCAGGCAGAGGAAUGGGAGACGGGAUCGGACAACAGCGACUUUGGUGACUGGAGAGAGAAGCGAGGUGGAAGCGGAGGUGCGGCUACACAGGGACAAGGUGAUAUUCCCUCAGACUCUGGCCACGGCGAACCAGGCUCUGGCGAGAAGAGGGAACUUUGCAAGAGAAGCUUCUCCAGCCAGAGACCAUUGGUGGAACGGCAGAACAGAAAAGGAGAGCCAUCUCUGCUAGAAGCAAACAAGAUGUCACGUACACCUGAUAAUCCCCCCACCUCCUCCUCUAACAGGAGUGACAGUUGGCAGAAUGGAGGGACGUCUUGUAAGAGCCCCGUCUACAGCAUAGAGCAGCCGGAGGAAAGGGAGCCCAAUGAGCCCUCUGGGAAGAAAUUAGACAAAGAGCUGAAGCAAGGACCUGUCAAGACAGACAUAGCUGAACCUCUGUCCCAGUAUGAGCUCAGCAGCUACCCAAUUGAAGGGGAUGCAGGGGGACCAGUUUCGAAUCCAGAUGGAUACCAGGAUGCCUUGUCCAAAAAGCAAAGACGCCCACAGGAAGAUGAUAGAAGGAGGAAGGAACAGGGAGCUGCAAUGCCAGUGAAGAACAGAACUAUCACAUCCAAGAUACCACCACGCUUUGCCAAAAAGCAGGGAACCAUGAGCAUUGAACAACCUGAGGAAUCGCUUUCUUCCAACAACCUGGGAACUGAAAUCUGGGAGACCAACAGCUCAGCUCUUUCAGUACAGUCUUCAGGGGGAGACUCGUGGACUAAACAAGUGUCUUACACUGGGAGCGAGCCCAACUCUGAGGACUCUGAUGCUGGUCCAGAGCAGAGUAAAGAACAGCACAAACCAGGGCCCAUCGGAAACGAGCGCUCCCUAAAGCACCGUAAGGGCUCAGAAGGUGUCGAUAGGCUGGAAGGUGGCCCCAUCACACCAGUCAAUGGUGUGGACCUCCAUGUGGAUGCUGUGCUGCCUGUGCCUCCUAUUGAGUUUGGUGUCAGUGCCAAAGACUCUGAUUUCAGCCUACCACCGGGCUCUACCCCCGUGCCGGUGUCCAAUCCUGUCAACAAGCUUCAAGACGCGCUUACCACCAAUACUGCUCUCAAUCAGAGUAUCCCCAUGCUGCGUUCCAACCAUCUGCAGCCUGGCAUUAACCUCAACCCCAUCUCCUUCCCCAGUGCUGACCUCACUCUCAAGAUGGAAUCGGCUCGCAAGGCGUGGGAAAACUCCCAGUCCCUCCCCGAGCAGGGCUCUCCUGGUGGAGGUGCUUCAGGUGCUCAGCCUCCCUGCAGCGUUGGCUCAUCCGUCAGCUACAGUUCUUUUGGAGGGGUUUCCAUGCCUCCGAUGCCUGUGGCUUCAGUAGCACCUUCCAUGUCCAUGCAAGGUAAUCAUAUUCCCCCAUUGUAUCUGGAUGGCCAUGUCUUUCCGAGCCAGCCACGCCUCGUACCCCCCACGAUGACCCAGCAGCAGACCUACCAACAGGCGGCUGCUGCCCAGCAGAUUCCCAUCUCUUUGCACACGUCUCUUCAGGCUCAGGCUCAGCUGGGACUUCGGGGAGGUCUACCCGUAUCCCAGUCCCAAGAGAUGUUCAACUCUAUUCCUCCCUUCAGGUCCCAGGUUUACAUGCACCCCAACCUCUCACAGGGUAGCCCCAUGGUGCUGUCGGGUGGAGCCCCUCUUAAGGGGCCUUACUCUGCUUUCCCUGGCAUGCAGCCCUCAGACAUGGUCAAGCAACAGUCAGGCUCCCACUAUCAGCCUAUGAACGGCAGCCAGCAGCUAGUCUAUGACAACCAGAUGAACCAGGGGCCUGGUAUGGGUUCAUCCCAGUUAAUUGACUCUCAGCUCAUCCAGGUGACCAUGCCCCUCCCUGGCUCUCAGCUGCGCUAUGGUUCAGCUCAGCAACAUCUCAUCCUCCCACAGUCCAUCCAGCUGCAGCAGGGACAGAACUUGUCAGUCGGUGCCCCCCGUCGAAUGCUGCCACCUGGCUCCCAGGCUGCUGUCAUGACUGGCAGCCGAGAGGGCUCGCAGAUGGAAAUGAAAGGCUUCCAGUUCUCUGACAAGCCCAAUCAUUCCCCAGGCCUAUCUGGAGGGUCCUACAGGCCCGGGUCUGCCAGCCCUAGUGGGAAGCCCUCUGGUCCUGGGGGGCCCGUAGGCCCUCUGCCUACACAUUUUACUCAACAGGUCCCACCUGCUCAGGGUAGCAUGGUGAUGCACAUGCGGCCCCCCACCACAGGCCCUUUCCCCAAUCCCAUCCAGAGACCAGUCAUGCAGGUCAACAAGCCUGUCAUCAUCCGCUCCCCCCCUUACCCCAAUCCUGGCCGUGACCCUACCCACUCCACCCACUCCACCCCUCCCUCUGCCCCCGAGCCCCCUGUCAAAGGGCCAGAGGAUGGCAUGAAGAAUAAAACCAUGCGAGAAGUUCGCAAGGCAGUGGGCGAGGGCAAGACACCAUCCGGGGGCAUGACCAGCAAACUCCAGGAGCCCCUACCCUCCACAGGGCAAGCCAAACCAGCACGCACUGGAGCCAUCAAACCCCAGGCUGUCAAAGUAGAGGAGGGCAAGGCAUAACAAUGGACCUUAAAAUCCUCAUCACCACCCAGCCUGCCAACACAAGCCCCUUGACCAAUGUCUGAGCCACCUUAUCGCAAGGCACCAAGGCAAGGGGGCGUACAUCCAGACAUCAUAGUGAAUUACUCCUCUUGAACUGUCAGAACUGGACAUUAUUAUUUCACAACACGUAUAGAGAUAUAUAAAUAUAUAUAAAUAUAUACAUAGACACAAACAGUCUUUUAAGCAGAUCUCUUCAAGGUCCUCUUUAAUUUAUUAUUAGUCACUUUUAAGGGGAGAUUGGUAAAGAGAAAAGAUAUUUCUGUUUUUUUUCUUUUUUUCUUUUGUGUAUCUCUCCAAGGUGGGGGAAAUUUAAAGUGGCCAACUCAGACAGAUGGUUCAUUUUUCAUACCAUUUUGCCAAACUGUAUUUACUCCCUGUUUAUGGACUGUAGCCCUUAAGACCAAGCAGACGCUCGAUAUAACUCACUAUGAGAAGCAAAGUCUGUUCUUUUUUUUUUUUUUAAACAAAUUUAAAAAGCAGUGGGGCGCUUUUCUGUCAUACUUCAUUGGCAUUUUUCUGGUAAAUAAAACGUUCAAGUCAUCACCCGUUCCUCCUCUUGGUAAAGGACUUCUUUUAUUAAUCGAGAAAAAAAAUCUCAGUUUUUGUGGACUCCAUUGCAUGUCAACAUGGCAAAAGUCAAGUGCAUCACCCUAGAAAUGCAUCUUCUGGGGUACUUCACCCAGCCCAUGAACUGUGGUGUAAACUGCUUAGAUUGGUAGAAAUGAUUUCUUUUCUUAAAAACUCUGUUCUUUGCUUUUACAUUCUGUCACUCGCUUUCUUCUGUAUGUAAAUUGAAACAUAAAGGUGGACAUUUUAUCAAAAUCAUGUUGCUUCCAUGGGAACUUCACUGGCGUUGAUACAGCGUGUGCAUGUUGAUCUGCUGAACGUGUGUAAACCUGCAGGACUCCUGCCUAGAAACCUAGCAACAUUUCACAAAAGACUGUACCUGAACUCAGCAUUCAUAGUGCUGCCAUCGCCUGUGGAUUUUUAUCAACCAAGCUGGCAACAAUUUUUUGGGCUCAUUGUGAAGCUAUAUGUGGGGGAGAGGGAGAGGGGGAGGGGUUGCAUUCACAAUUGCUGUAGAGGACCCCACAAAAUAGCCGAAUGAAAUGUUUGCUUUCUUAUCGCUUUGUUUGGGUUGUAAUUAAUCAAAUUGUCUGUUAAUGAACGUGAUGUAAGUGAUUUUUACGUCCCUCAGCCUGGGGCGUUUUUGUUUUUUUUUGCUUUUUUCUUUUGAGGCUUUUGAAAGACUUUUCUCUCUAAUUCCGUUAAAAUCCCACUUUAACAGUACUAUGGGGAAUUCGGAAGAAACGGACUCAUCCCCAUUUGAUAAUUCAGCAUCUGGUCUCUGAGGUGGCACGAGCAAUAACUGCAGCCUAACUAUAAUUACAAUCAGGGUCCAAAUAACUAUUUUCUGUUUAGAAGCUAAUGAUCACAAACAAGGGGCGUUUAGCAUUGCUUGUUGAAUUUAAAAUAUGCUCUUUGCUUAAGCUUUUUUUUUUUUUUGUGAGCACUGCAGCUCCAGUGGACGACGAAGGACUUUUUAAAAAGUGUAUGUUCUAUUUGAAAAUGUGAAGCUGUUGGAAUCCUCAUUUAUUUUGUUUUUUGUAAUGGACACUCAUUUUUAAACUCACAAUGCCAAUGUCCUAACUGGUUAAAUGUUACUGCUUACCAUAACGCUCCAUGACACUACAAAAUGUUACAAUUUAUCUCUAUGACAGUGUUUCACUGGUAUAUAUGUAUAUGCAUACUUAACUGUACAGUCAAGCCUUGUCAGCGAGGGGAGGCUUAAACCACAUUUCAUUUUAGAUAUUGUGGCACUAUAAAGGAUUUAAUGUUGAAAAGGUCACUGUGUUCUGGGAAUGGACUGCUUUCACUUGUUGAUAGGUUUAUCGGGCUUGGAGUGUUUUGCCUCUCGUCCCUUACUGCAAAAGAUCUUGAUGCUUCUCAUCAUUGUACCUGCACCAAAAUGUUGCCCUGACUUUUUUUGUACUUUUAAGAUGCAUAUUUCAUUUUUUGUCAGAGGACCAGUGCUUUCUACAGCUGAUCCGGCAUUCUAUUUAUCCUACCUGAUCUUUAUCCUUUCAGAUAUUUGGUCAUUAUUCUCCCUUGUUAAAAAAAGAAAAAAAGAGCUUCUUGAAAGAAAAGAAAUAAAGCAGUUGUGAUUUCUUAAAUGUACUGUUGAUUCUGUAUUCUCACUUUGUCAUAUUAAAAUCAUGCAUCAAA